Lactuca sativa (garden lettuce) is the source of this 1308-nucleotide messenger RNA. Its product is annotated as phosphopantothenate--cysteine ligase 2. The record is from RefSeq and is a predicted model, not a curated record. NCBI's taxonomy places the organism in Eukaryota, Viridiplantae, Streptophyta, Magnoliopsida, Asterales, Asteraceae.
AUAAUUUGAAUUUUUUUUCCCUAAAACUCGUUAGAAUCCCGUCUCUCACGACGCUCUAGACGCCGCAGUUUUCAUUUCCUGCGCUUGACUAUAACGCAGUGUUUCUGCCGCCGUCCCUCACCGGAACUUGCUUAACAGUUAAUUGGUAGCCAUUUCCAUGGAUGCUGUGGCUGAAACAACAUCCUUCUUUGACACAGCACCUCUUCUGAAAGAUGCUGAAACCAUAACCAGAAAAUUAACCCAAUUUAUUGCUCAUCAAAAUUCUUCUUUAUCAGGCAUUGUGGGGCCUAGAAGGGUUGUAUGUGUGACAUCUGGUGGGACCACUGUUCCUUUAGAGCAACGUUGUGUGCGUUACAUUGAUAACUUUAGCUCUGGGCAUAGAGGAGCAACAUCUACCGAGUACUUUUUGCAAUCUGGAUAUUCAGUCAUCUUUCUGUAUAGGAGGGGAACGUGUCAGCCAUUUUGUAGAUCGCUUCCAGAUGAUGCACUACUCGAAUGUUUCGAGCUUACUGAUGAUUCAUGCAUAAAAGUGCAGGAGUCACAGUCUGAAGUAGUUAAGAGGGCAAUUAAGGAACAUCACAAAGCUGUUUCAGGAGGCAUGUUGCUUAAACUGCCUUUCACAACCAUCUUUGAGUAUCUUCAGAUUUUAAGGUUGAUUGCAACAUCAAUGAAGAUAAUUGGAGCAAGUGGUAUGUUUUAUCUUGCGGCUGCUGUAUCUGACUUUUAUGUUCCAUGGGAGACCAUGGUAGUACAUAAAAUCCAGUCAGCAUCUGGUCCUCUAGAUAUGCGGCUGGCUCAAGUCCCUAAGAUGCUUUCGGUUCUGCGUAAUGAGUGGGCCCCACAAGCAUUUUGUGUAUCAUUCAAGUUGGAGACAGACAAAGAGAUUCUUUUAGAGAAAGCGGAUACCGCUCUUAAAAGGUACAAAAUGCAUGCGGUAGUAGCAAACGAACUUUCGACCCGUAAAGAGGUAGUUAUACUCGUCACUGACAAUGGAAAAGCUUAUGUAUACCGUGAAAAUGACCACUCGGACAUUGAAUCUCCUUUGAUAAAACUACUUGUGGACAAACAUUCGACUUUCAUCAAUGCAUAAACAAUAAACCAGCUAGUGGACGAUGUUUCUCAUAGGUACAAAAGAAAAUCUCAAGAUACAAAACUUGUGAAGAAGUGAAAAGAGCAAAUUUAAGUGUAAAUUGAGGAAACUUGUAUUUUCUGCUCCGAGUUUAUUGGUACUUUUGUAGUUUCAAGAUACAUUUUCUAAAAUCAUUUGUUUUUAUAUAAAACAAGUUCGGAGUUUUAGUUGCAGAAAAA